AUGCGGCAUAGUAGGCGGCAUCUACCGCACCACUUCACUCUCAUGGCCGUCGCACUGUUGCUCAAGUUUGGGGAAAGCGCCGAUGUCGCCAGCUAUGACGGCGACCAUUAUUACAGCAACGCAAGCAUGAAGCUACUCCGAUUUCGCGAUUUUGAGCCUCGCCAGCAAAGUGCGAAAAUUGAAGUUCGCGAAGGCGCAGGUGGGCGUGAAGCUCGUGGAUUUCAUUUUCAUUCGAGCGGCGAUGACGUGAGCGUGGAAUUGGAGUUCAUCGUGCCCUUCUUCAAGGUGCCGGUGAAGCGCAGCAUGUCCAUGGCCAGGGACACUCUACGGAAUAUUCUUAAUCUCCAGACAGGGGCCCUCAUCAACACAGUGGUUGUGGUAGCCGGCGGUGCUAUCGUGGCUGCUGUGGUGCGACUAUUGCUGGGAUCGGUGGUCCUUACACCAUACGGCUACGGUGCUAAAUGGCAUUCCUCUCUCACAGUACGCCGCUUAACGAGCGCCGUGGAGUCCCAACUGGAUGAACAUCAGAUCGAUAUGCCUGCCUGUGCUCAGCGCUACAUCUGCCAGUAUUUGCAACGCAACGCGGCCGCCGUAAGGAGGCGGGACCCGACUGCGGCCAGCCAUGCCAAGCUAAUCCACGCGUUGGCCAAUUUCCAGUGGCUCGACACCUUCCUAAAUGGCACCGCCGUCUUUAAUGCCAUUGGAUCGGCACGAGCAAGCAGCGACUGCGGGCGCAUCUUCCGGAGUUGUCGGUGGUCCCAAGUCAACCUGGGCUGGAUGCGUGCAAUGCCGCGCUUCUUUCAGUAUUUCAAUGGUUAA
Scaptodrosophila lebanonensis is the source of this 819-nucleotide messenger RNA. RefSeq lists its product as uncharacterized. The record is from RefSeq and is a predicted model, not a curated record. Lineage: Eukaryota; Metazoa; Arthropoda; Insecta; Diptera; Drosophilidae. The coding region runs from base 1 to 819 and encodes 272 amino acids. The transcript is spliced from 3 exons.